AUGGAUAUCGGUGGUCUGGAGACGGUGGUGGCCAACUCAGCCUAUGUGUCAGCCCGAGGUAGCGUGGAUGGCGCGGCCGCUGCCACCAUGCGCGACAAGAAGUACCGCGCCAAGCUCGAGCUGCCGCACAUCAAGAAGUUUGAGCACAUGAGGGCCACCGUCGACUUGACCUUCAACAGCAUGUGUGUGAAGCAGCCCGUUGGCAAGCGCCUCUUCCAGCAGUACCUGGAGAGCGAACCCGUGCACAAGAACGCCGCUGACCUCUGGAAGGACAUCGAGGACUACACUGUGGCCCAGGAGAAGGACCGGCAACAGAAGGCCCAGAAGAUCGUCAACAAGUACUACGAGUCGGCCUCCAAGACGUUCUGCAGCUUCCUCGACGAGAAGGCAGUGAGCCGCGUCAAGGAGGACCACAAGAACACACGCGGCGACCUGUUCAAGGAGAGCGAGCAGCUCGUGCUCAAGCACCUGGAGGCCCAGGCCCACGCCGGCUUCAAAGACAGCAUGUACUUCCUGCGCUUCGUCCAGUUCAAGUGGCUGGAGGGCCAGUCGGUGGCGGAGGACUGGUUCAACGACUUCCGCGUGCUGGGCAAGGGCGGCUUCGGGGAGGUAUGCGCCUGCCAGAUGAAGGCCACAGGGAAGAUGUACGCCAACAAGAAACUCAACAAGAAGAGGCUGAAGAAGCGCAAAGGGUAUGAGGGGGCUAUCGUUGAGAAGAGGAUCCUGGCCAAGGUGCACAGUCGCUUCAUUGUGACGCUGGCGUACGCCUUCCAGACCAAGACAGACCUGUGUCUGGUCAUGACUAUCAUGAAUGGAGGAGACCUCAGGUAUCACAUGUAUAAUGUGGAUGAGCAGAACCCGGGCUUCAAUGAGUCCAGAGCAUGCUUCUACACAGCUCAGAUCAUCUGUGGACUGGAGCACCUCCACCAGCACAGGAUCGUCUACAGAGAUCUCAAGCCUGAGAAUGUUUUACUGGACGAUGCAGGACACGUACGUCUCUCAGACCUGGGUUUGGCUGUUGAACUCCCGCCAGGACAAGACAAGACUAAGGGAUAUGCAGGAACUCCAGGCUUCAUGGCCCCUGAGCUGCUGGAGCAUAAAGAGUAUGACUACACUGUGGACUACUUCACCCUGGGGGUCACCCUCUACGAGAUGGUCGCCGCCAAAGGGCCUUUUCGUGUCCGAGGAGAACAGGUGGAGAAUGAUGAGGUGAAGCGGCGCAUCCUGAAGGACCCGGUGUCCUACCCAGACAAGUUCAGCAAGGAGCUCAAGGACAUCUGUGAGGGCCUGAUGGAGAAGGACCCGCUCAAACGGCUCGGCUUCAAGGACAACGAAUGUGCUGAUCUGAAGAACACAGCCUACUUCAAAGACCUCAACUGGGGACGACUGGAAGCAGGCAUGUUACCACCUCCGUUCGUCCCGGAUCCUAAAGUGGUCUAUGCCAAGGACAUUAGUGACGUGGGCGCCUUCAGCACCAUCAAGGGCGUGAUGCUUGACAACAAGGAUACCGAGUUUUAUGACGAUUUUUCCUCGGGCAACAUCCCCAUCCCCUGGCAGGAUGAAAUGAUAGAGACGGGCGUGUUCGGCGAGCUAAACCUCUGGGCCGAGAAAGGCAAGCUGCCCAACGACCUUGACCCCAACUUUGUCCCCCAGGAGUCCAAGGGUGGGGCCUGUGUGCUGCUGUGA
Sardina pilchardus (European sardine) is the source of this 1686-nucleotide messenger RNA. RefSeq names its product G protein-coupled receptor kinase 1 b (gene grk1b). Gene Ontology annotation, biological process: protein phosphorylation; signal transduction; regulation of signal transduction. The coding region runs from base 1 to 1686 and encodes 561 amino acids. Gene Ontology annotation, cellular component: cytoplasm. Gene Ontology annotation, molecular function: G protein-coupled receptor kinase activity; ATP binding. Lineage: Eukaryota; Metazoa; Chordata; Actinopteri; Clupeiformes; Clupeidae. The record is from RefSeq and is a predicted model, not a curated record. The transcript has 7 exons.